Molecule: messenger RNA, 1920 nt
Organism: Cucumis sativus (cucumber)
Lineage: Eukaryota; Viridiplantae; Streptophyta; Magnoliopsida; Cucurbitales; Cucurbitaceae
Product: basic leucine zipper 43
Exons: 1
Coding region: 1277-1765 (162 amino acids)
Biological process (GO): regulation of DNA-templated transcription
Molecular function (GO): DNA-binding transcription factor activity
Source: RefSeq, a predicted model, not a curated record
GGGGUCAAUUUUGUGAUCAUAUUUGUAAGCACACCUUGAGGACAAGGUGUUUUUGAAGGCCUGGGUAAUGUUAGAUUAGAUGGGGCUAAGGGUAGUUAGUUAUAUAAGGCAGUUAGAUGGUUAUAAAUAGGGAGUUGAGGAGGGAAGAAAGGCAUGAAGAAUUUGGUGAAGAAAUAAGGCUGCAACAUUCCUUGAAAGAGAGAAAGGACAGAGGGUUGGGGUUCUUUUACUUCUUUUAUAUUGUGAUUCCUGUUGAAGGUAUCAAUAAAAUAGAAAUACUAUAUCAGUGUUCUAUCACAUACAUGUAAACAUUUCACAAAUAAAAGUACCAAAUAAAUUUAUCAGAAUUUUUGUCACCUAGAUUCCGAGUCAUCUACAUGUUUGUUUAUAUAUGUAGCAGCAUCUAAGAGGCCCAACUAAUGGCUAAAAGAAAAGCAAGAAUGAUAUGUUUAAAUGACUAUCCACAUUCCACAAUAUAUAAUCUUUCAUUCCUUUGAUAAAAAUAUUCAUGCUUGAUAGAAAUAGAUUCUUGAAGCAUUAAUAAAAUGAGGAACAAACCAGAAACUAUCCACGCCACAUGCAAUAUUUAAUUGAAAUACCACUUUUUUGAUGAAUUUUCUUUAGAUAUUAUAAUAAAUUUAUCUUCGCUCAACUUAAACUUGUGGGUGGAUUGGUGAUUUAAGAAUUUUAUAUAUGGAUGCAUAUGUUGAUGGUAGGGAUGUAAGAAUAACCCGACGAAUCCGGACUAUAUGGGUUGGGUUGGGUUGAAAAUUUUGGUAUUUUUUGGGUUGGGAUGGGUCUCGUAUUAUUAUUUAUUUAAUAUUUAUGGAUUAUGUUUGUAAUGUUGAACUUUUAUGGAUAUUUGAAACUUUGAAUUUAUGAAUGUUCCAAUUUUUGGAGGUGUGUAUUUAUCAAUAUGAUAGGUAUAACAAUUUUAAAUUUUAUAAACAUUAGAAAUGAAAAGAAAAAACAAUACAACCUAACAACCCAACUCAUAUUUUAAGGGUAGGGUUGGGUUGGGUUGAGAAUAUUAUUCGGGUUGCCAACCCAACCAACUUGAAAAUAUGGAUUGGGUUGGGUUUCCAACCCGUUUACACCCCUAGUAGGUGGCGUGAAAAAGAACAUGCAUAUCACAUAUUGGUGAUGUCAUUUUCAAUAAUAUGAAGCUCUUUCUUUUUGUUACCUUCCUAUAAAAUCUCUUUACCUUACGUUUUCUGCUUCCCUAUCAGCUCAGAAAUCUCCUCGUAAACUCCUUCAGAUUGCUUAUAAUUUGAGUAUGGAAAUCUCAGGAGCCCAUUUCUUUGCACCUGAAAAAUAUGGCAUGAUCCAAAAUCCCAAUAUCAAUGAAUUAUUGUCUUGUAUUCCUGUUAACUCAAUCUCUACUUCUGAUGAUGGUGAUGAUCAGAACCACAAACCUGGAAUAGUCAUCGAUGAGAGGAAGCAAAGGAGAAUGAUAUCGAAUUGGGAAUCGGCACGAAGGUCCCGAAUGAGGAAACAGAAGCAUCUUGAUGAACUUUGGUCAGUGGUACUUCAUCUUCGUACAGAGAAUCAUAGUCUCAUGGAGAAGUUGAAUCAGUUAACAGAUUCUGAACAACAGCUUCUUCAAGAGAACGUCAAGCUCAAAGAAGAAGCAUUGAAUUUACAUCGGAUGAUCACUGAUAUUCAAAUGGGCAGUCCUUACACAACUCACUUGAGAGAGCUGGAGGAAGCCCCCUGCAAUACAUUUGUUAUCAUGGCUGAAUCCUCAAGCCAAUCUGAUGAGUAGAGAAGUUACCUUCCACUGUUUCACUAAGAUCAUAGCUAUUUCCUCACAUAUUCUCUUCCAGUUCUGUUUUAGAAUGCUUGUAAUAAGCCUCUACCCUUUAGUCGGCAGACUCACCAGUAUAAAAUGAAAAAAUUAUUAAUUUAUACCUUUAAAAA